UCGUGACAUCAUCUGUCAAUACUCAAAACAAACGCAGGACGUAGAAUAAACUUAAAGAAUAAUCUUUUUACAAUUGCACUUUUAUCGUGAAACGAACAUUUUAUUAUAAAAAAAUGGGUGGUAAAAAUAGACAGGCUCAAAGAACCAAAAAUAACGCGAAGCCUUCUAAUAGUGGAAGAAGCGCUGAAUUUUUGAGCAACACUAUACCUCAAUUUUCUGGUUUCACCGGAAUGAAAGAAACUGGAUUAAUUUUUCCGCUAAUGGCCACAGAAGAAAUAGAACUAGGCAUUGAUGCAAACUUCCAGCUGGUAUUCAAGAAAAUGAAUAAAAAAGACAAUACAACUAAGAUAAAAGCUUUACAAGAAUUUGCCGAUCUGGUUAAAAACUCCGAUGCAGAUAUUGUGAAAGCUGUUCUACCUUGUUGGCCUCGAUUAUAUAACACUUUGGCUACGGAUUCUGAGCAUAAAGUGAGGGAAGCAACACAUAUAGCCCACAAUGAGGUCGUGCAAAAAGUGAAAAGGAAUUUGGCCCCUUUUCUGAAAUCUUUGAUAGCUGCAUGGUUCACUUCCCAAUAUGACACUUAUCCUCCAGCCGCAUCGGCCGCAACAUCGUCUUUUAAGAACGCUUUUCCCGAGAAGAAAAUAGAGGAGGUUAUAGUUUUUUGUAACAAAGAGAUAUUAGAUUACAUAUUCGACAAUUUAUUCGUACAGACGACUCAAACUGUAGGCAAUCCUAAACAUAGUACUCCGGAAGAACUUGUGGCUAAACAUGAGAGGGUAUUGAUAUCGAGUUUACACGGAUACUCGUUGUAUUUGAAGAAGAUUCCCAAAGACAAAAUUGAGGAAUCCGCCGAACUCAACAGGAGGAUCAUUAGUAACAAUAAAUUCUGGAAGUAUUCAAAGCAUAAUCUAACGGUUAUUAGGGCAGCUUGGUUCGAAGUUUUGACCGCUCUUUUCGAGAAAGCACCGUUUUUGUUGGAGAAGGAGGAGGGACACGUCGUUUCUUAUACUCUCGGCAGUAUUGACGAGAGCGAUCCUGUAGUGCUACCGUUGGUUUGGCAAAACGUAUUGCUCACCAUAUCGUCUAUAAAAAAUUGGAACUCGAAGGUGAACAUAGACAAAUUGAUGUUGCCAAAACUUUGGAGAGUGCUCAAAGAUGGAGGGCAAGGUAACGCUUCAGUGAUAUUUCCGAACCUUCUACCUCUGUUGUCGAAUAUGAUGGAUAUCGUAGAUGUUAAUACUUUCUACCAUAAUUUCUUUCAAAACCUUUGUUUAGGUUUGAAGCAAAAGACAGUGUUGGCGAGUAAAUCGGAGUCGACAGCCAUAUCGACUUCUUUAAUAGAAUGCAUACGAUACGUCAUAAUGAAAAACGAGUCGAACAUUCCUCUUUGCGAGAAAAUCAUCAAGCUGUAUCUGAUAACGUCCAUCCAUUGGUGUUUGACGGAGUCUCAAGCUUGCUACAAGACGAUUUACAAUCAGACGGCUUCUCUGGUACAAUAUUGGAGCAGGAAUAACGUCCAUGAAAAUUCCAAUUAUUUCAGGUACUUGACGUACUUUUGGGACAAUAUAAACUCCCUCUUCGAAGGGGUUCUGAUCGAUCUGGACUCUUUGAAUUCCGAGAAAAUCUCUUGUGUAUCGGAAAGACAGAUAGAAUUCCUCAAGACCAUGAAGCACACGGCUAAAAUUAAGAAAUCCCUGAAGGUUAAAUUCGAUUCUAACGACCAAACCAUCGAGUCGCAUCACCAGAGUAGUUCGUUUGACCAACUCAACGAAUUCUACACGAAGAGUUUAACAAACGCUGUUCUGAAAAUAUGCAGCACCUACGUUAAACUCGUCAAUGGGAGAAAAUCGAGGGAACUGUUGGAUCAAGUGGCCAUCCUGAUCGACGAAUUCGAUUCGAGGGGUUUCUUCGAUCAAUUAUGCGAGACGAUGGGUAAAGAUGGAAAAAGUAGCGGUGAUGUUGUCUUUGAGAAUCUUUUGAGGAACUGGUUAGGUUGCCACAGUCUACAGUGUAAAUCUCUCGUGCACAUCGUCUUCUUAACCUUCAAAUAUUCGGAAGGCGACGGAAAACGAAUGAUUCUAGAUAGUUUGAGUGAGGUUUCGAACGAGGAAUGUCUUGGUUGGUGUUUGGAGGAAGCGUUGUCUCACCGGUUCAACACGGAACCUCUUAUAAGAAAAUGGUUGAUGAGCGAUAAAGUUUCAAACUUUCUGGUCGGUAUUGUCGAGAAAGAAAUAUCCGAUUGUUGUCCUGCUGAGUUGAGUGCGCUUUUAAAGCUUGCGAUUACUGAAAACGACGAGGAAGAACUCUAUGUGAGCCACGAUGCCAUCUCGAAGAUUUUGGAGAAAUUGAAGCAACCUCUUCUGCGUCCUAAGGAUCAUUUGCAUUCUAUAGAUACUUGCACGAGUUUAGCUUCUUAUUUAUCAGCUGUGAUAUACACGAAGAAUUAUCUUCUAACGUUCACGGAUGAACUGCUCUUGGCGUUGUUUACCCUGUCUUGUGACACCAGCAUCGACACCGAUUAUUUAUCCAGCGAUACAAUCUGGGAGGCUCAAACAGCAUGGCAGGACGCUUUGACCUUACUAUCUAGUAGUCUCCCUGAGGAAGACUUACAAGCCACCAUCGAUAAAAUCGUGUCCUUCGCUCGUGGAUUGCUGGAAGGCGAGGAUGUGGACGAUGAAAAACUCGAAAGGUUGAUCGAAGUCUUGAUCAAUUUAUGUCGGGCUAUUUACAGGGCGACCCCACUUAAAAUGAACGGUAUCUUGAGCAAAUUGUUCGAUAAUAAUUUCAUAUUGGACAGACGCAACUGUUUGAUUAACGUUUGUGAGUGGGCUGAAUAUUUGAAAGGGAGAUUGGCCAGUUGUUACGAGGAGUUUGAGGUUAGGGAAGACGUACAGGUGGGGUGUAAUGAAGGUGCACAAUUCUUCACUUGGGUAUACGUGAAGGUUAAGGUUCUUGUUGCGAGUGUGGAAGAUGCGGACGAUGACGAGGAGGAAGCCGAGCGAAUUGCGGAAAUUUGGUCUGUUCUGGACUCGAGAAUCGAUUGGGUGUCCCAGACGCUGUACGAUUUGGAGCUGGGCAAGUGCUUCAUGAGUAAUUACCAAACGGUCAAAUUUUCUACGAAGAUAGGGGAACUUGUGGAAAAAGCACUUUCCACUUGUGUGGACCAAUUGAAACUUCUAACAGAAAACGAUAGGAAGUCCCUAAGGUUAUCCCUGCAGGAUCAGGCGCGUUCCAAAUCUUGGCUCUGGGCAAGGACGAUCUACACUUUCCAAACUCAGUUGCUAAACGAAGACCCAAUCGUAGUUUACGAUGAUUUAUUGAAAGACGUCACCAUCGAUGACAAACUUUCGGUCGUUCAUGCCACUCAGAUUUUCGCGCGACAUUUAGAUUACGAUUACGUAACGCAUACGUUCGAUGACGUCAGCAGGAUCAUUAUACUCAGGUGUUUGGCGCGUUGUCCGGAAAUUGACGUGCAGAUUGCGGAGGUUAUGUCGACGUUGGACAAGUUGAGGCAGGACGCGGAGAAGUUCAGUUGGGAAAGUUUCAAGUUGGAUUGGCGACCAUAUCAAACCAUUUUAGAGACUGCGAGGUUGUUCAAUGAACUGAUCAAAUAUCAGUUUGAUUCGUUGUCAAGUAAACAGAUUGACCUAAUUGUCAUAAGCAUGACAGAAUGGCUGCAGAGGCUGACGCAAAUAUGCAAAGUAGAGAAGGUCAGACCGAUGAUCAUAGCAGUCACUGAGUUGUAUCAAACCGUCAAGGAAAAAGUAGAUCAGUUGAGGGAGACCGAAAAAUAUGUAACGUGGAUCAAGGAGUGGGACGAUCUGUUUGCCGAGGUAGCUCAGAACGAUUUGGUCAAGUUGUGGCUCAGUUUAUCAGGUCAUUUCAAGGAGAUGCAGCGGUCUUUACCCAUCAAAGAAUUACCUACCUUGUACAACUUCGCGUCCAUGACCAGUUGCUUCGACCAUAGAAUCAUAUUCAAGAAAUCGGUGGAGAUGCCGUCGAGGAGGUCUAAACUUCUCAAGGACUCUUGCGAAUUGUUGACGAGUACCUCUACAACUCUGCAACUGGCUGGAUAUAAAACUUUGCUGAGUUUAAUACCCGGUUUGGUUGAAAUAGAUUCGGAGGCUGUUGAUACUAACACUCCAAAUAAAGACGGAUUGGUAUUUGAAAUGUUCAAGGGUAUUUGCCUAUCUACGCAGGAUAUCGUCAGUACCAUGCUCCUAGAUUUGAAGUUAGGAGAGGACAGUUGCCGCGUGGAACCAUUCACCGAUUCCUACAAUUACACCCUCGCCUAUUUACUGAUAUGGGACAUAAUGCUAUGUCUUUGCGAAAACGCUUCCAUGGAAUUAAAAUUCCAAUACGCCGAUUGGUUGAAGCAAGAAGAUAUAUUGAAAAGUCUGUUGGAUAACUUGUUCCGUUUGAUGCCGAUUGAGAUCCUCCACCAAGCCGAAUCCAAGAAUUUGUACCACGCCGAAUGGUUCUCUUCGAGGGUUCAAUUUGACGCCGGAAAAAUUUGUAGUAGUGCCGAGUUGGAACAUAUGGUUUGUUGGAUUUAUCACUCGGCAGUGUCUCAGCUGCCCGCUCUGGUCCGUCAGUGGUGGACGGGCGUGGACGCUAGGAUAGCGCAAAUCGUGGAGAGGAUAACGUCGACUUACGUUUCGCCACUGUUGUGUAACCGCGAACUGAAGGAUAUAACGCAGCACGAGAAGACGUUCAAGAAUAUGACGGUUAAAGUUCUGCCAACGGUCAGGGAAGUCGUUGCCGUUUAUACAGUGGACGAUUCACAGAUGGAGCUCGUUAUAACUCUGCCUACGAACUAUCCUCUCGCCGGUCCGGACGUUCACUGUAACAGACAGAUUGGUGGUACUUCCCACAAGCAGUGGCUUAUGCAAUUCAAGAAAUGCGUCCUUCAUCAGAACGGUAGAAUCUGGGACGGGCUGUCGUUGUGGAACAAUAAUUUGGACAAAAAAUUCGACGGGGUGGAAGAAUGUUACAUCUGUUUCGCGGUCCUGCAUCCCGGUACUUACCAGUUGCCCAAGUUAUCAUGUCAGAUGUGCAAGAAAAAAUUCCAUUCGGCUUGUUUGUACAAAUGGUUCAGCACGAGUAACAAGAGUUCGUGUCCAAUUUGCCGGAAUUUGUUCUGAACGGGAUGAAAAAGAUUUUAUCGAUAAAUUUUUUAAUUUACUACCGAUGUAUAUAAGGAGUUAUAAGAUUAUUCACACUUGUUGAAGCUUAUUGAUUUUAAUUUACAAUAUAUAUUUUUUAUAAAAAGUUAA
This is a messenger RNA of Coccinella septempunctata (seven-spotted ladybird), 5276 nucleotides long. It is a transcript of the gene Ltn1, whose product is annotated as E3 ubiquitin-protein ligase listerin. The record is from RefSeq and is a predicted model, not a curated record. Lineage: Eukaryota; Metazoa; Arthropoda; Insecta; Coleoptera; Coccinellidae. Gene Ontology annotation, molecular function: ribosomal large subunit binding; zinc ion binding; ubiquitin protein ligase activity. Gene Ontology annotation, biological process: rescue of stalled cytosolic ribosome; ribosome-associated ubiquitin-dependent protein catabolic process. Bases 114 to 5144 code for a protein of 1676 amino acids. Gene Ontology annotation, cellular component: cytosol; RQC complex. The transcript has 19 exons.